ACCAUAUUCCACCCAUCACCACCACACUCUUUCGCCUCAUCCAAAGGAGUUACAUACUCCAGCAGUUCACGAUUACCAUUUCUUGCCUAUUCCCAUCUAGGCAUUUAGGAUCCUCAAUUCUGGAUCCUUCUAGCAUCACGUCGAACCCUAUUCACAAGAUACCCAAUGUGUAGUAGACAGAACAGCGUUUCCCUUCCCCUCUUCGCUGCUGCUCCACCACCAUCUCCUUUCCUCUCCACAUCUCUCCAUUACCAACGACCACAAUCCCACGGUUUGAAGUCGCCACGGUGAACAGGCAUCGGCCUGACUUCUUUUCGUCUCCCAUCUCGUCCGACUAUCUCGUUGUCGUCGCUCCCACGACAACCACCCAUCAAUCAAUCAAUCAACCAUUAUAGCAAAACAGAAACAACCUCAUAAAAACGACCAUCGACCGAGUAUCGACGUCGAACACACGAACGCCAUGAACUACGCAAGUCAAUACCAGACUCCUCCGCCGAGGUGGACCCCAGGGGAUUUCCAUGGCCACUCCUCCAGCAACUACCCUCCGCCACCAAACUACUACUCUCCACGAUAUGGCACGGCUACUCCUUCGCCCCGUGAGUCGCCCAAGGUCAGCGCCCACCACCGACGAGCUUCGCACGCCGUUCCCAAUGCUGUGCCACCGCAAUACUCUUCGUAUGCAUCGCCUCGAGGGGCCCAGUACGAUGGCUUCUCGCCGCGAAACUAUGCAUCGCAGCAGCGUGCGCCCGACUAUGUAAGUGGUGGUUUCGAUUACGUUCGGCCCAGCCGGCCCCGGCGCGAUACGGAUGUUCCCCCUCUCAAGCGCUUCAAUCGUGAGAGGAGGCACCGUCCCUCGCAGUCGCAAUCGCAAAGGCGAUAUGUGAACAAGGUCUAUUACGAUGACGAAUACGUCUACGAAAGUCCGCCGCCGCCAUACGAACAGUACGCUCGCUACGAGGCGUACGUGGAUGCUAAUGGGUAUUAUCAUCGCCAGAUGCCAAUCUACACGGACACAAAGAAGACCACCACCAGCAGCAGCAACAGGCGUCGCGCAUCCCACUCUGGUGGAUCCAAGCCCUCCCCCGAGAAGCGACAGUCCGCCGCGCGACCAAAGCCCCAGGCCACCGAAGAAGAUGCGCGCCGCGCCGGUAUUCCCGCUGGUUACUCGUAUAAGAAUUGGGACCCUACAGAAGAACCCAUCGUCCUCCUAGGAAGCGUGUUCGACGCCAACUCACUUGGAAAGUGGAUUUACGACUGGGCCGUCCACCACUCCGAACCCGCCUCCCCCAUCUCCGAAAUGGCAGGAGAGCUUUGGCUCCUGCUCAUCCAGCUCGCCGGCAAGGUCAAGAGGGCUGAAGAGACGAUGAAGAAGAUUCGCAAGCAGGAGAGUCGCGAACUAGUAGAAGACUUCCUCGAGAGCGGUGACCGUCUGUGGGACCGCUUCUGCAAGAUGCUCAAGGCAUGCGAGGAGUACAUGUGGAAGCUCGCCCAAAAGGAGACGGGCGAGAAGAAGCCAGCAUCGCUGGGCAAGAACAGUGGCCUCGACUUCGUCGACUCCCUGUUCGGACGCGACCAGCAACUCGAGAAGCUCGAGAAGUGGAUGACCGGUGCCCGCCUCUGGGGCAUGCGGUUCGACGCCAACUGCGAAGACAUCCUUCGCUACCCCUCUGCUUAGGGAGUUGGCCGUCACGAUCAUCAUUAUUCCCUCCUACCAUCACCAACCCAACCUCAUCAAACGCCAUUGUUACCACUAUCAGGAUUUAUGCCUUGGAGAACUCAUCUGGGAAUCGGUUUGCGCUUCCUUAUUUUUGCACUUGUUCCUUGCUCUUACUGCGAGAUACCCGUGCGCUUCCUGUUUGAUUUUUAAUUGUAAUCGCUGCAUUCGCUCAUGGACGGUCCCAAAAAAUGUACUUAUAGUUCCACGACACGGGACGGAUACUGCAUCGUUCGGGCGGGCUAAACAGGUUUUUCCAUUUGCAAAUACCCCAAUACCUUUCCUUUCUCUCAGUCGGAUUUUCUAUUUCUUUUACGGUUCAAACGGGAUUCAUUUCUGGUUCUGGGACAGGCUUCUCAGCGAUUUUUCUUUACAACAAUGGUUUUGUCUAUCGGCUUGUUUCUAGAUAUGGGCG
Aaosphaeria arxii CBS 175.79 is the source of this 2129-nucleotide messenger RNA. RefSeq lists its product as uncharacterized. The transcript has a single exon. The record is from RefSeq and is a predicted model, not a curated record. Lineage: Eukaryota; Fungi; Ascomycota; Dothideomycetes; Pleosporales. The coding region runs from base 461 to 1675 and encodes 404 amino acids.